Malassezia sympodialis ATCC 42132 is the source of this 1182-nucleotide messenger RNA. RefSeq names its product aminotransferase class I/II-fold pyridoxal phosphate-dependent enzyme. Gene Ontology annotation, molecular function: pyridoxal phosphate binding; transferase activity. The record is from RefSeq and is a predicted model, not a curated record. Lineage: Eukaryota; Fungi; Basidiomycota; Malasseziomycetes; Malasseziales; Malasseziaceae. Gene Ontology annotation, biological process: biotin biosynthetic process.
AUGCUCGAGGCGCAGCUGCGCGCGGCGCUCGAGCGCCGCGAGCGCCGGGGCCUGCGUCGCACGCUGCAGACGCAGCCGGACGCGGGCCUCGUGGACGUGUCGUCGAACGACUACCUGUCGCUCGCGCGCCUGCCGUCGAUCCGGCAGGCCGUGGCGGCCGCGCUCGCCGACGUGCGGAUCGGCAGUGGCGGGAGCCGCCUGCUCGAUGGCGACUCGCCGCUGCAUGCGCACGCCGAGGCGCGGCUCGCUGCGUACUUUGGCGCGCCAGCCGCGCUCCUGUUCAACAGCGGGUACGACGCGAACGUGUCGCUGCUCACGACGCUGCCGCAGCCGGGCGACGUCGUCGUGCACGACGCGCUCGUGCAUGCGAGCAUGCACGACGGACUGCGUGCGUCGCGUGCGCGCGCGGUGCGCUCGUUCCGGCACAACGACGCCGCGGACCUCGAGCACGUGCUGCGGGGCGUCCUGGAGGAGCUGGGCGCCACGGACGACGCGCGGGCCGGGCGCUGCAACGUCUUUCUCGCGCUCGAGAGCGUGUACAGCAUGGACGGCACCGUGUGCAGCCUGCGCGCGCUCGCAGAGGUCCUCGCGCGGCAUGCGCCCCGCGGCGCGCGGCACAUCCUCGUGGACGAGGCGCACGGCGUCGGCGUCUAUGGGCGCGGCGGGCGCGGCGUGUGCGACGCGCUGCAGCUCGCGGACGUGCCGAGCGUGCGCCUCGUCACGUUCGGCAAGGCAUGGGGCUGUGCGGGCGCGGUCGUGCUGUGUCCGCCGGUGUGGCGCGAGUACCUCCUGAACUAUGCGCGCCCGCUCAUCUACUCGACGGCGCUGGCGCCGAUGCAGGUCGCCGCCGUGCUGUGUGUGCUGGACGCGCUGGAGCGCGGCGACGUCGACGUGCGGAUCGAGACGCUGCAUGCGCGCACGCGGCAGCUGUACGAGGCGCUGGGCCGCCCGUACGUGUGCGACCCGCUGCCGCCCGCGCCGAUCGUCCCCGUGUACACGGCGCAGCCGCUGGUCCUCGCCGCGCGUGUGCAGCGCGCCGGCUUCCUCGUGCGCGCGGUGCGCUACCCCACCGUGCCGCGCGGCGAGGAGCGUGUGCGCCUCUGUGUGCAUGCGCACAAUACACGCGAGGAGAUGGCGCAGCUCGCCGCGGCGGUGCACGCCGCGCAGGGCGCGGCCCUGUAG